Messenger RNA from Penicillium mononematosum, 2277 nucleotides. RefSeq names its product cell differentiation and development protein Fsr1. The record is from RefSeq and is a predicted model, not a curated record. The transcript has 6 exons. Lineage: Eukaryota; Fungi; Ascomycota; Eurotiomycetes; Eurotiales; Aspergillaceae. The coding region runs from base 1 to 2277 and encodes 758 amino acids. Gene Ontology annotation, molecular function: protein binding.
AUGGCUGGGAUCGGAGGAAUGGCUGGCGCCAUGGAUGGUUCGAAUGGCCCACAGGGGACGGAAUACACAUUACAGGGUGUAAUGCGCUUCCUACAGACAGAAUGGCACCGACACGAGCGCGACCGCAAUGCAUGGGAGAUUGAACGGGCAGAGAUGAAAUCUCGCAUUGGUCGAUUGGAAGGCGAUCUGCGCACAAGCAAGCGCUUGCAUGAGUCCCUUGGGAAACAUGUUCGCCUGAUGGAGACCGCUCUAAAGAGGGAGAGGGAGAAGGUCAAGAAGCUAUCAAACAACGAAAAGCCCGAAGACUCUAAGGAUCCUAAAGAUGCUGCACGUGAGAGUGUCAGCUUCCUGAAAGCGCAUCGCCCCAAGCCGAGCACGGACCAUGAGAAUGACGAAGCAGCCGACAACGAAAACCAGCAUGAGGGUCAAAGUGAGGACAUAGACAAAGUCCGAGGAUACCUGUCCAAAGCUUCCAACGAGAUUGCGUACCAUGUUAUACCCGCUUCCCACCCGCCACCCGACAUCAAUGACUCCGACAUGUCAGGCCAGCUUUAUGGCAAUUCACAGCUGUCGCAACAGAACCUGGAGGAGGCCUAUCUUCAGCAGCAACGUCAGAAAGCGAAUCACGUCAUGGCACGUGAAAUGGCACUGCAAAACCACCAACCGAUGUCCAAUCACUACUCUGACAAUGCCAUGGCUUGUGGUCAAAACCAGUAUCUCCCUCGGGAUGCCAUGGAUCGACGGUCACUGGACCCGCAACAAGCCCCCGUCGCAGCACUUGAAAAUCGAACCCAAGUAUACGAACAGGGCACAGUGGGCGAACGCCCAAACCAGGCAUACGAGGCCCAGGGCCCUCGAGUGGUCGUCAAGGAGGAUGUGAAUCUGAAAAACUUGACCGAGAAAAGAACAGAGGAUGUGGAUGGGUGGAACUUUGACGAACCGGCAGAGCAGGAACUCGUGGUCACCGGACCCAUUCCGCCUCAUCGCCCGGAUACCGAUGCUUUCCCAAAUGCCAACUUUAUGACCUCUGAGCCGAGCAAGGACGGGUCUCUCCCCAUCGAAGGACGAGCGGGUGCGACCUUCGGACAAAAGCAAGAUUCUAUCUUCCAAGUCCGGUUUGUGCUGCGUGGCCACUUGGAUGUGAUUCGAUCUGUCAUCUUCACCGGUGGUGGUAGUCCAGAAGAGCCCGAGAUCUGCACUUGCAGUGAUGAUGGAACGAUCAAGAGAUGGAUCAUCCCAGGUACUUCUGGUGGCUCUGGGGCUGGUUCCAGCCAUGACUCGGACAUUACGAGCUACUUCACUCAUCGCGGCCAUGAAGGCGCCGUGACUUCUCUUGCCGCCUGUUCACCGUCUCAGAACAUCUCCAAUGGCGGCCGUGUUUUGGUUGAUGGGUUGGUGUUUUCAGGCGGCCAAGAUGCUAGCGUGCGUUUAUGGGAACGUGGGCGGAUUGAUCCCAAGGCCACCUUCAACGAGCACAAAGAUGCAGUCUGGGGACUUUGCGUUCUUCCCGGGACCAUGGGUUCUGUCUUUGGCGACUCAAGCAGCCAAUAUGGUGGCUCGGAUCGCAUCCUUCUGGCCUCUGGCGCAGCAGAUGGCUACGUCUUGAUUUGGGCUAUCAGCGCCGCAUCCCCGCCUGGAAAUCGCCGUCAAGUUAGAAGCCAACGGGCGAACUCAAACUCAAUGCCCUCCGGUUCCAACUUCCCAACCUUGCCUCCGCCCAGCGUCAACUUUGUCGUCUCCUACUCGGAUGCCUCUAUUAUUGUUUACGACACGCGGACCGGCGAAGAAAUUGCGGGUAUGGCUAGUCUCGAGACAUAUGACGGCACGCCAGCUACUGGGGUGAACUCCGUCGUCGCCACCACUGUCGGCUUUGAUGGAACCGUUAAUCUUGAUCCCAACCGCGCGAUGGCCGAAGAAGAAGAAGUGGUCCACGGAGCCACUGGAUCAAGCAACGUUGAGGGUGUAAUCAUCAGUGGUUAUGAGGACCGAUACAUCCGCUUCUUUGAUGCCAAUAGUGGUCAAUGUACAUACACAAUGCUUGCUCAUCCUGCUGCGAUAGCCUCACUGUCAUUGUCUCCAGAUGGACGUGAGCUCGUUUCAGCUGGCCACGAUGCAAGCUUGCGAUUCUGGAACCUCGAGAAGCGCAGCUGUACUCAGGAGCUGACCGGUCACCGGCUGAUGCGUGGCGAAGGAGUCUGUGCUGUAGUAUGGAGCCGUGAUGGCCACUGGGUCGUUGGCGGUGGUGGAGAUGGCCUGGUCAAGGUCUGCUCCCGAUGA